Drosophila serrata is the source of this 2084-nucleotide messenger RNA. RefSeq names its product protein phosphatase PTC7 homolog. The record is from RefSeq and is a predicted model, not a curated record. Gene Ontology annotation, biological process: protein dephosphorylation. Gene Ontology annotation, cellular component: mitochondrion. Gene Ontology annotation, molecular function: protein serine/threonine phosphatase activity. NCBI's taxonomy places the organism in Eukaryota, Metazoa, Arthropoda, Insecta, Diptera, Drosophilidae.
UAUAUAGAUCCUAGAGACUUGCCUUAGUUCAGUUUUCGUUUGGAAUUCGUUUGAGCAACACACAUAUAAAUACAGAUACAGAGAAAAUAUAUUAUAGUUGGAAAAAGUUUACAAAAUGGAUUUGGAUUUAAACCUAGACUCCCUUAGGAGCCGCUCUCUGCUUCGGCAGCUACUCGAUGUGGCCAUAAUGGCCACCUAUGCCAGUGGCAAUUUCCUGCGCAAUCUCUGGCGUUUAUUAUCUGCCGGUGUAAUAAUUGAACCCAGGGAGGAAGACAUAAGGGCCAGCAGAAGCUAUUGGAUUAGGCAAGAGGAGGAGCAGGAGCAGGAGCAGGAGGAGGAGCAGGCGGAGGUGGUGCAUAAUCCUCAGCAGCAACUCCAUCGGGGCGGUGAGGGUGACUUUCACCGUAGUGAGGAUUACCAACUGGAAGAAACUGGUAGUUGUCACACCAAGUUCUUGUAUCCACGACUGGUGAGUGUGGCCUGUGGUUUUCCCAAGGAUUUCACCAAUUAUCCACGCUACGAGCGUGGCAAGUUCGGUGAGGAUGCAUGGUUCCAAAACACCUCGCCGCAGGCGGAUACAAUGGGCGUGGCCGAUGGCGUCGGCGGUUGGCGGGCAUAUGGCAUUGAUCCUGGUGAGUUCAGUGAAUACUUGAUGCGUGGCUGCAAUCGUUUGUCCUCCAAUCCCAACUUUAAUCCCCGACGUUUGGAUUUGCUUCUGAAACGCGCCUAUUUGGAUUUAUUGGAGCAAAAAUGUCCUAUUCUGGGCAGUGCCACCGUUUGCCUAUUAACCUUGGAUCGAGAGGAUAGUAUCAUUUAUACUCUCAAUAUUGGUGAUAGUGGCUUCAUUUGCAUACGUUCGGGGCGUAUCUUGUGCAAGUCACGGGAGCAGCAACAUCAGUUUAAUACUCCCUUCCAGUUGACCUCGCCGCCUCCAUUUUUAAAUGGUCAAUUCCUUAUCGAUCCACCGGAUUGUGCCGAACGUCAAGGAUUUGUGACACGUCCUGGGGAUGUCCUCCUUGUGGCCACCGACGGCGUCUUUGACAAUUUGCCACUGCGGUUGAUAGUCAAGAUGCUCAGCGGUUUGGCUUUCGAGGAAAAUCCUGUGGUCCUUCAGAUGGUCGCCAAUUCAUUGGCCCUGAUGGCUCGAACCUUGAGCUUGAAUCCAAAGUAUAAUUCACCAUUUACCAAAAAUGCAAGGUCACUCAAUAUCGAUACUUCGGGGGGCAAGCCGGAUGACAUUACGGUCCUGGUGGCCACCGUUGUCUAAGGAAUUGAGUGCAGCUUUGAUGUCCUUGGAUCGUUAUUGCAACGGACAAGUAAGAAAGCAGGAUAGCAACAGAGAGAAAGGAAGAGUCUACAAAAAUUUAUUGAAGAGUUUAGAAAAAUUUAAGAGUUAGUGAAGAGAUUAUGCAAAAUCUUUGAGGUAUCUUUAGAAAAUCCAUGACGAAACGAUAAGAAAAAUAAUAUGAAUCUAUGGAGAGUCAAGAAAAAUGUUGAGGAGAAUCAUUGGAGAGUUCGCACAAAUUCUCUGGAGAGUGUAGAAAAAUUGAAGAGUCAACAGAAAGAUUAUUUAAAUCUAUCAAUAUUGAGAUUCUUUAAGGAAACAAAGACGAAUCUAUGGAGAGUCUAGACGAAUUUUAAGGAGAAUCAUUGGAGAGUUCCUACAAAUUCAUUGGAGAGUGUAGAAAAAUUGAAGAGUCAACAAAGAGAUUAUAAAAAAUCUAUGAGGUAUCUAUAUUUAUGAAGAUUCUUUAAGGAAACAAUCUAUGGAGAAUCUACAAAAAUUCUGAGGAGAAUCUAUGGAGAGUUUGUACAAAUUCUUUUGGAGAGUGUAGAAAAUUUAAGAAGUUUAUGACCAAUCUAUGAGAUAUCAAUAGAUAUAUAUAUGAAGAAUCUAUAAGAAAACUAUGACGAAUCUAUGGAGAGUCUACAAAAAUUGUAUGGAGAAAAUUCUAUGAGGAAACUAUGCCGAAUCUUUGAAGAGUCUACAGCAAUUUUAAGAAGAUUCAAUGAAGAGCUUGCACGAUUUUUUUUAGAAAAUUAAGUAAAUUCUUAUAGUUAAUAAAGAGAUUAUGAAAAAUCUU